AUGAUAGAUAAAUUAUGUGAAAAAUUCAAGUUCAAGCAAUACAAGUCAUCUCUGUAUAACACAGCUGCGAAUGGCCUAGCAGAAGCAUUCAAUAAAACGUUAUGCAAUCUUCUGAAGAAAAUUGUCUUCAAGUCGAAAAAGGAUUUGGAAGAAAGAAUCGGUGAAGGAUUGUGGGCUUAUCGAACCACUCAUUGCACUCUUACAGGGGUUACACCAUAUUCGCUCGUUUAUGGUGUAGAGGUUGUCCUUCCCCUUGAAAGAGAAAUCUCAUCAUUAAGAAUGGCAGAACAAGAGAGGUUGACUACCGAAGACAAUGUCAAGUUAUGUCUUCAAGAGUUAGAAGUACGCGAUUAA
Messenger RNA from Cucumis melo (muskmelon), 354 nucleotides. RefSeq lists its product as uncharacterized. Gene Ontology annotation, molecular function: nucleic acid binding. NCBI's taxonomy places the organism in Eukaryota, Viridiplantae, Streptophyta, Magnoliopsida, Cucurbitales, Cucurbitaceae. The transcript has a single exon. The coding region runs from base 1 to 354 and encodes 117 amino acids. The record is from RefSeq and is a predicted model, not a curated record.